Messenger RNA from Lolium rigidum, 899 nucleotides. RefSeq lists its product as uncharacterized. The transcript is spliced from 6 exons. Bases 391 to 825 code for a protein of 144 amino acids. NCBI's taxonomy places the organism in Eukaryota, Viridiplantae, Streptophyta, Magnoliopsida, Poales, Poaceae. The record is from RefSeq and is a predicted model, not a curated record.
AGGAGGUGGGUUCAGAGGCGUCCACGGUGUGCAGGAGCUUGUCCAAGGUCCGCCUUGGCUACCUGGACGCUGCCGUUUCCUGAGAUCAUCGACAUCAGCAACAAAGAUUGGUUGGCUACAUCUUUCUUCGAGCUGCUGCCUGUUAUCGAUUUUGUUGGACAGCUUCAAAACGCCGACAUCCACUUGACUUCACUCGCAGAUGCUGAACGUGUCAAGGCAGUGACACGGGAAGAGGCAUUUGAGCUGUGCAAGGACAUCAGAGGCAGCCAGCCAACCCGGAAGAGUGGGAAGGCAGCUGCAGCAAAUGAAGACAUUGUACCACUCUGCCGGCGGCCACAACUCCGACCUGGUGCUAACGGCCACCUCCCCAACAAGCUACUGCUGGCAGCGAUGAAAAUCAUGCAUAAUUUUCAGGUUCAAAGCAUGUUGGAGGAUGAGAUGAAGGGCGAAACCGGGAGGAGGAGGCGGCGCGGUGGUGAACAUCAUAAGCGACAUCUAGAAGCGCAGCGUGAAGGCGCUCAGGAUAACGAGGAGGAUGAACCAAUGGCAGUGGUGACCUUGGUCUUUGACUCCAUGUGUUUAGUUUGUUGGUUUGUGCAGGUGCAGGCAGAUGCAGCAAGCAGUGACAUGGUAAAGCUCCGUCAGCGGCGCGGCUACUGUGUUGGCCGAGAACCAGUUGGGUUCCUUUUGCUGUCAUAUUCAUCAUCCAGUAGUAGUAGCUCGAGGAUUUGUGGCUGUAAUAUUAUUCAUCAUCAGAGGAGAGUUUGCUGUAGUACUAAUAGCAACUGUGUGUUCCGUCUGGUGGGAGUUGCGUCGUGGCGGUAAAUCUUUACUUGUUGGAUCAGACUGUGUGUUUUAAAUGUCUCGUGGAGUUGCAGAUGAGCACUAGUAGUAUUUAA